This is a messenger RNA of Papilio machaon (common yellow swallowtail), 985 nucleotides long. RefSeq names its product NEDD4 family-interacting protein 1 (gene Ndfip). NCBI's taxonomy places the organism in Eukaryota, Metazoa, Arthropoda, Insecta, Lepidoptera, Papilionidae. Gene Ontology annotation, molecular function: WW domain binding. The record is from RefSeq and is a predicted model, not a curated record. The coding region runs from base 164 to 862 and encodes 232 amino acids. The transcript is spliced from 6 exons. Gene Ontology annotation, biological process: metal ion transport; positive regulation of protein ubiquitination; ubiquitin-dependent protein catabolic process. Gene Ontology annotation, cellular component: endoplasmic reticulum; perinuclear region of cytoplasm; Golgi apparatus.
ACUGGGAUCUUCGGGUGGUGCUCUACUGCAGUUAAAAUAGCUUAUGAAUUAAAAAUAUUGUAAAAAGGACUCCCAUAUGAUGUGUCUGUUGUAGACUUAAAUUUUUCAACUUGCCGAGAAUUAUUACGUUUAUAUCAUUGGUGAUAAAUAGUGCUAACAAUUCAUGUCUAAAAACAUGAGCCAGUCUCGAGCUGAGAAUAUUUGCCAAGCGGGUCAUCUGCGGGUAAUAUUGCCGUCGACUUUAGACGCCACUAUGAACAUGCCCGCACCUUUUAUUGAUAUUAUAACAUCUAACACUCAUGACAUACCACCACCACAAGUGGAUUUUUCUGCCCCACCACCAUAUGAUGUGGCCGCUAACUCCAAGCUGCCCACUUAUGAGGAGGUGCAGCGUGAGAAGCAGAUGGAAGGGGAUGGACCGGCUCAGGUGAUUAAGAUGCCAGCGCCUCCCCCCCGUCACUCAACCAUCACUGCCUUCGUAACUGUGGAGCCCACUGAGUCUACAACUGAUCAUCUUGACCCAGAGAAUAGCCUUCUCGGAACUGAUGUCAUGUUCUUGACUUCCUUUUUUGUUGCGUUCCUGUUCAACUGGAUUGGAUUCCUGUUAUUGAUGUGCUUCUGCCACACUGUGGCUAGCCGCUAUGGGGCCCUCGCUGGCUUCGGCCUCUCACUUGCCAAGUGGACCCUCAUUGUGAAGCAUUCCACUGAACUCGCUUCUCAUGAGAACUCAUGGCUGUGGUGGCUUAUCAUGGCCUUUGGUAUUUUGAUCUGCGUGCGCGCAGUCAUUCAGUACCUGAAUAUCAAGCGAGGUUGGCGUCUUCUUUCCGGGACUGCACAAGAGAGACUUCUCUUCUUCUACUAAACUCCUAUCUCACACCAUUUCUUUACUAGUUGAGGCUGUACGAGAAUCAUGCUAACUCUUUCUCACUUUUUCCUUAAGUUCUUGAAACUUGGAAUAUCGCAGUGAGUAGUUUUUUUCAUGAAU